AGAUCUUUGAAGGUUCUGUACAUGAUAGAACUUUGUGAAGCAAAAAAAUGACUUCAUCAUUCCAAGCUAGCAAACAACUGUUAGCUAUACGUGAGCAACUGAAACAAAUAGACAAACAAUACAAGGAAGGAUUUAAAUUUGAAAACUCAAAGGAUUCUCUUGAUCUGGAAAAGAAAAAUGAGACAAGGACGCAUGAAACAAUCUCUAACGACAUUUCCUUGGAUCACAACCAAACAAAUACCAGUAUAUUUGAAAUACAGACAGAAGAACCCAAUAUAUCUCAAGCGAACAAUUUUGAGCACAUUGAAGCCAUGUUUUCAACGUUAAUAGAAGAUUCUCAAGACAAUUACCAGCAUCUUCAUGAUCUACCUCUGUCUGAAGAAUUGCGUCACGCCAUCACAAACAUGGAAGAUAUUGAUGAUGUAGAUACGUUGAUCGGGGAUGUUAUCAGUUCAGUUCAAAUUGAUCCAGUGAGUGAUGAGGAUCUUGAUUCAAUCGAGCAUUUUGUGUCCUGCUCAGAGAGUCAUCAGAUUGAGGAAGGUAACCCUAGGAGUCUCGAUAGGCAAUCUAAAAUUGACCUCUCGAUCCCUAAACAAUAUGAGUCACAAGAAGAGAAAGCACUCUGGAGAAAAGAAAGGAUUAAAAAGGACAAUCAUAAUAUUAUUGAGAGAAGACGGCGAUAUAAUAUCAACGACAGGAUAAAAGAACUCGCCACUUUGCUGCCGUCGUCCACUCAUCCGUCAAUGAAACUCAAUAAAGGUUCCAUAUUAAAAGCCUCUGUUGAGUAUGUUAAGAUGUUGAAGAAAGACAGAGAAAAACUGACACAAUAUGAAGCACACCAGAAAGCUAUGGAGAAAAAAUACCAUAAAAUGCUGAUAAGAAUUUUUCAACUUGAACUGAAAAUGAAGUUAUAUGGACUGACAGAACAACUAGACUGCAUGCAAGUAAAGAAAAAGAAGAGACCAAGAAGAAGACUGAGUGAAAUCGACGCGAUGAUUGAAGAUUUAAUGAUGCCGAGAGUAUCAACAAAUAUUAAAGCAAAUCCUUUCACAGAAGAUUCACUGUUCAACGAAGAGGCAAAACCAAAAGUAUUUGGAAGUGACAAAAACACGAAGCAUGCGACAACAAAAUCUGGUCUGAAAGAACGUAUCAUGAAAAAGUUAUGCAAGGAAACCAUUGAUCCAUGCAAAGUAAAACUGUUUAAUCUCAAAGAAAGGCAAGAGUUACAUACUUCCUGUGGAGAGCAGGACAGGCGUGAAAAAGUCCAAAGUCUGGUCCAGUUACAAAAUGACAGAUCGCAAGCGGAAGCGUUCAAACAAGAUGAAACUUCCGCUGAAGCCACAGAGGAAAAAUACAUAUCAAAACUACAACCAGAAACGAUUCAAUUGGUUCAAAAUCCUUUAAUUUCUGAAAACUCUGACUUAAGUCUAGAAAAAUGCAAUCUUUUCCUAGAUCUAUUUGGAAAUCAAGCCACUUCAAAUAUAACUGUGGUUCAAAUUGACCCCAACAUGGCCGUACCUUCCACUCCCGUUCAACAACUGGAACCAAUGAAAGAGGACGUCUGUAUUUCUCCUGUGACGUCAACAACUAACAUGCUUGAAGCUUUACUUAGAAACUCUGAUGAAGCAUCAUCUGUGUACUCUUCCUUGGAAAAUUCACUUGAAACCUCAAUAUAAGAAUUUUAUAAACAAUACCAAAAAAGACAAAACAAUGCAUUAAGUAAGUCUUCCUUAACCGCAUUAUAUCUCAUUUGUUUCAUUGCAUUGUUUCAUAUAUGCUUCAUAUAUAUAUAUUAGGCACUUGUAAAAUUUGCAUUACAAACAGAAUAAACAGAUUCAUUACA
Saccostrea echinata is the source of this 1843-nucleotide messenger RNA. RefSeq lists its product as uncharacterized. Gene Ontology annotation, cellular component: nucleus. Gene Ontology annotation, biological process: regulation of transcription by RNA polymerase II. Lineage: Eukaryota; Metazoa; Mollusca; Bivalvia; Ostreida; Ostreidae. The record is from RefSeq and is a predicted model, not a curated record. The transcript is spliced from 7 exons. Gene Ontology annotation, molecular function: RNA polymerase II cis-regulatory region sequence-specific DNA binding; DNA-binding transcription factor activity, RNA polymerase II-specific; protein dimerization activity. The coding region runs from base 48 to 1676 and encodes 542 amino acids.